CUAACUCUGCACUGUUGUGUUGCAGGGCUGUUGACUGUUGAGAAAUCCGAGGCCCAGGAGGAGACCAAAGGACCCGUGCUCAGGUCAGCUCUGCAUGGCAGGUGCAGCCUCAGCAAGCACACCAGCGAAGAGGGGGAUGGCCAACCACAGGCCAAGAAGAAAAAGAUCGACCUCAUCUUUAAAGAUGUCCUUGAAGCCUCUCUGGAGGCCUCCAAGAGCCAGGAAAACCCCCUGAACAGCACCUUCUCCAUGAAGCGGACCAGAGCUCAGCACGUCACGCUCACUUCCCAGAGUGGGGAGUCCUAUCUGGCUCACGAGAAAUGCAAAGUGGCUGGUCUGGGCCUCCACCCAUCAGAGCACCUAGAGGGGGGCUUUAAUGUUCGGUGUCUAAAGAUGGAGGAUUCCGAAGACGAUCCUGGUCACAUUCAUGAGGAGCCUUCUACCUCGUUCUGCCCCAACUGUGUGAAGCUGAAGAGGAGGAUUCGGGAGCUGGAGGCAGAGGUGAUUCGUCUGAGGGGAGGAGAGCAGGUGGAGGUACCACCCCACUCUGAGCUGGCACCAAUAGAUGAGCUCCAAGGUAGGUCACAGAGAGAAAUCGAGCAGUGUGGCAUGGGUUAUUUGGUGAGAUUAUACCUCUGCUUUGUAGCACAGAAUUUCAGAUGUGACAUUUUCUGUACAUUCUAUAUUCACCUUCAAUAAAAAUUUGAGUCCCCCAUAUCACAAUUUUCAUCAUUAUCAGUAGAAAAGCAUGUUUUGUUAUUUUGGUUAGACUAAAAAUGAAUUAAAAACCCCAAAUAGUUAAGUUAACAUUGAAUUAACUCACAAAAGGGUUUGCGAAACUGUGUGAAAUAUGUCAGUGAUUUCUUGCUUUGGAUUUUGCGGUGGUGAAUGUUUGUUUUUUGUAUAUUCCAGGGGAUUUCAAAUAAAAAUGUGUUUGCACAUGUUUGUCUUUUUACUUUGUCUCAAAUUCAAAUCACAUUAAAUGAAUUAAAAACUGAUGUGUUCAUUUCAGUGGUUAGUAUUACCAUGCAUCAUUGGCAUUUCAUAGUUUUAAAACAAAUUAUUUAAAUGAUUCAUUUCUAGCCACAUUUUGGAAAUUUCAGAUAUUCUGUGGAUUUGGUAUGAUAUUAAUCUGAUUAAAUUCCCUUAAUAGGAUGAAAAGCUUCAUUUUUUUCCUUAGGUGUUGAAUGAAAAUACAUUUGUCUAUUCAGAUACAGUAUAUAUAGCAUUGCUGAGGUUGUCUUUUAUGAUAUUAAUGUUAUAUCCCAUUAUUUUCAGCAGCUGAGGCCAUGACCCCUAUUCCUGUGGUGCUAGAUGAGGAUGAUCAGGAUGUGGACUCUGCAGAUGAGUCCAUCACUGCUGACCUCAUGGUGGCUGCUGACGACUCCUCCAAGCUGUUGGCUGGGCCUGGCCGACGGAUACGCCGCUUCAAGCAGGAAUGGCUCAAGAAGUUCUGGUUCCUGCGCUACUCGCCAACGCUCAACGAGAUGUGGUGUCAUGUCUGCCGCCAGUACACCGUCCAGUCCUCACGCACCUCCGCCUUCAUCAUUGGCUCCAAGCAGUUCAAGAUCCACACUAUCAAGCUGCACAGCCAAAGCAACCUGCACAAGAAGUGCCUGCAGCUAUACAAGCUCCGGAUGCACCCAGAGAAGACUGAGGAGAUGUGUCGUAACAUGAUGCUGCUGUUCAAUGCUGCCUACCACCUGGCCCUGGAGGGCCGACCCUUCUCAGACCUGCGAGCGCUGGCUGAGUUGCUCAAGAAGUGCGAGCUCAAGGUGGUCGACCAGUACAUGAACGAAGGUGACUGCCAGAUCCUCAUCCACCAUAUCGCCAGGGCACUUAAGGAAGAUCUGGCGGAGAGGAUACGCCUGUCGCCCUUCCUCAGUGUCAUCAUGGACGGGCAAAAUGAUGACUUGCUGUCAGACACCGUUGCCGUCUAUGUGCAGUUCACCACCAGUGAAGGACCCCCUGCCACAGAGUUCCUCUCCCUGCAGAGGCUGAGCGUUAGCAGUGUGGAUGGCUACCUCCAGGCCAUCGAUCGGGCCUUUGCUGUGCUUGGUCUGAAGCUUCAGGACAUGCUGGUGGCUGGUCUGGGGGUCGAUGGCUCCAACAUCUCCUCCAGUUUGAGAGCAAAUCUGUACAUUGCUGUACGGAAGACACUCCCCUGGAUCCUCUGCUUGCCGGUCAUGAUCCAUCGUCCUCACCUGGAGGUGCUGGAUGCCAUCAGUGGGAAGGAGCUGUCCUGCCUGGAGGACCUUGAGAACAACCUGAAGCAGCUGCUGAGCUUCUACCGGUACUCCCCUCGCAUGAUGGCCGAGCUCAGGUCUACCGCCCCCACACUGUCUGAGGAGACAGAGUUCCUGGGAGAUAUUCGAGCCAUCAGCUGGAUUAUAGGAGAGCCAAACGUCCUGAAUGCCCUUAUCAAAGAUUACCUGGAGGUGGUGGCACACCUCAAGGAUAUCAGCAGCCAAACGCAGAGGGCAGAUGCAGCAGCCAUCGCCUUGACCCUACUUCAGUUCCUCAUGGAUUACCAGUCUGUCAAGCUAAUAUACUUUCUCCUGGAUGUCAUCGCUGUCCUUUCGCGCCUGGCCUUCAUCUUUCAGGGGGACUACCUGCUGGUGUCUCAGGUAGACGCCAAGAUCGAAGAGGCCAUCCAUGAGAUCGGUCAGCUAGUGGACUGCCCUGGGGAGUAUCUGCAGGAGUUUGAGGAGAACUUCCGCGAAAGCUUCAAUGGCGUAGACCUGAAUAACUUGCGCGUCGCCGAGUCCAAGUUCCAAUCCAUCCGCGAAAAGAUCUGCCAGAAGAGCCAGGGCAUCUUGUCCCAGCGACUCGACAUGCACAGCCGCACGGUGGUCAAGGCGUGCCGUGUGCUCGACCUCACCACCUGGCCACGCAACAGGGAUGAACUACGAGCCUUCGGGGAGGAAGAGAUCCUGCUCAUCUUUGACCACCUUGAAGCGAUCCCCUCGGCUGUCCGGGAGGCGUCGCGGGACAGAACAGACGCUCGGGGCAGCCUGCUGGUGGAGUGGAGGGACCUCAAAGCCGACUACUACAGCAUGAAUGGCUUCAAGGAGGUGGUCAGUCAAAUCUCCAGGCACAAGCAGCGCUUCCCUCUGCUUAACCGCAUACUCCAAGUUGUCAGGGUCUUGCCCACUUCCACUGCCUGCUGUGACAAAGGCCGGGGGUCCCUGCAGAAAGUGCGCAAGAACAACCGCUCAAGGCUGACGCUGGACCAGAUGAAUGACCUACUGACCCUUGCAGUCAACGGGCCGCCGAUAGCAAACUUCGAUGGCAAGCGACCAUUGGACAGCUGGUUUGAAGAGAAGUCUGGCAACAGCUAUUCACUCUCAGCCGACAUGCUGACUAGAAUGUCGGCUAAUGAACAAAAGUAUGUUCUGCACAGCAUGGAUGUGAACACAGAGUUCUACCCUGAUAUUUGA
Coregonus sp. 'balchen' is the source of this 3440-nucleotide messenger RNA. Lineage: Eukaryota; Metazoa; Chordata; Actinopteri; Salmoniformes; Salmonidae. The record is from the annotation of a GenBank genome assembly.